UUGAAUUGCCCGUUUGGUUUCUUUCCACAUCUUCAUUUUUCCUUUUCAAAAUAUCAGUUCUUCCUUGUAAAACAAUUGUACUAACCACAACGAUAUUGAGAUCAUUGCCAUGGCGGUUUCAGCCUUCAAAUCUUCUUCCAGAAGAAGCAAUCUCACUAACCCUUCUUCUUCUUCUUCUUCAUCAACCGCCACACCGAGUGUUCGACCAAACGCCGACGCUUCACCGGCGAGGAAGCCAGCCACUCUCCGGAGAUCGAGAAGCGUAAGCGCAUUUUCCAGGACCAGUUCAGAAAUCCCGGCGUCCUCUUCCGACGAUUUCCUCAACAAGAGAGACAAUCCGCUAUUCUGGUCCACCGGCUCGCCGCCUGACCUCGAGAUCAAUCCCGUCUCGGUUGCUCCCUUAAAGGGCGUCGUAUCCGAUUCCGGCGAGGCCAACCGGAAGAAGGAGAGCUCCGAUGGGAGGGGACGACAGGCUGCGAGAAAUCCCGAUGCUUUGCCCGGUAGGAAGGAGGUCGGACGGAGCUUGUCGAGGGUCGACGCCGGUCGCCGCAAUCGAUCCGUGUCUCGAGGUCCUGUUUCGAGGAGACAUUUCGUCAAUUCCGAGAGUGAAGCAGAGCAAGAAUGUUGUUCAGUGAAGAAAAUUGGGAGUAGAAACAAUUCAGAUUUUGAAACGGGUAAUGAUAAAGAUAAGAGAAGUUUGGUUAGAACUCGAAACAGUUCAGAUAUGGCGGAUCAGAAGGGUCUAAAGACGUGGUCAAGUCGGCAUUUGGCUUUGGAGCCUUCACGUGAUUCUGCUUUGAAUUCGUCUCGUUCACAUCCGUCGACUUGGGACGAUGAAGAGAAGACCAUUAAAGUUUUUUGCGAGCAAAUGAAGCCUUUGCAGUCGUCAGUCAAAGGGGACCCUUUGGAAAGCGAUGCUACUGCAAGUGGUAUAUAUGAAACCGUUCGAUCUGAAGUGAGGCGUGCAAUAUCUGAAAUCCAAAAUGACCUUCAAAAGGCCAUUCAAAGGAGUAAUACUUCUGCUAUUGCUACUACAAAUAUAACCGAUAUUCCUCCUGAUCUGGUAAGCCCAAGUGCAGUUGAAUUGGUUUUGGACAUCAGAAGAGAAUAUGCCAAAAAGCUUGAGCAGUCCCAAGAACGUGCUAGAAAACUUCGAGGAGAUUUGGCUGUGGAAGAACACCGUGGACUGGAGCUGAGCCGAAUCUUGAAAGAAGUACUUCCAGAUCCCAAGACCUCGAAUGUACCAAAGUCUCGUACAACAAGAAAAGGUAGCAUUGAAAAGAGGAAGAUGUCCAAACGUCUAACAGAAGAGGCCAUGGCUUACUUCGAUGAAUGUGUUUCUUUAUCGACAUUUGAUAGUUCCGACUUCUCAUCACAAGAGGACGCACCUUUUGAACUAGCUGGUGUUAAUGCCUAUGUUGCCAAUAAUGUAUCGUCACUCCAAGCAAGCUCAAGUGCUUCCACCACCAAUAGCUCAAACAGUUGUUUGAAGGAUAAACAGGACUCGGGCUUUCAAGUUCACGUUGCAAACAUCAAUGAUGCUGCGGACCUAAUAGCAAGCAGUAGCCAUAAGGAGCCCCAUUUAGAUCAAUGUAGUCCGACCAGUGUGAACGCAGCACGGCAUUGGAAAUCUCCUUUCUCGUUUGCUCGUAAUAAGCCAAUGGAAACUACUAAUCUACAACAGGGCAUUCAGAAGUACAUCAGAAAUUCGGAGAAAGACAUCAGGAAAGGUGAUAAUGACAUUAACUUCCAUUUGUUGAGAUCAAGCAAUUGCGACUUGGAUGAGCAUAAUUUGCAGGCUGUGGCCCAAAGCUUUGUGUUUGACAGGGUGGUAAUGAGAAAUAGAAUAGAAUCUAGUAGUUUGCUACUCUGCAGUGGUGGGGUUUCAGUUUCGUUUUCUCCUUUUGCUUCUUUUUUCUAAAUCUAUGUUUAGCUCCACACUCCUUCGG
This is a messenger RNA of Morus notabilis, 1949 nucleotides long. RefSeq lists its product as uncharacterized. The record is from RefSeq and is a predicted model, not a curated record. The transcript is spliced from 8 exons. Lineage: Eukaryota; Viridiplantae; Streptophyta; Magnoliopsida; Rosales; Moraceae. The coding region runs from base 110 to 1921 and encodes 603 amino acids.